UGUAGUCUCAGGUUAUUAGCAGGGGGCUUCUCACUAGGACUACUAAAAUUUGAUAAUUAUAUCCAACUUUUAGUUUUCCGCACACAUAUUUGACUAUUCGCAGGGUUCUUAUAACAAGCUCCCUACUGCUGCUCAUCAAUAAGCUUGAGUUAUGGGGGUCUCCAAUCAUGACUCAACAGCCGUAAGUUGUCCCCAUCCAAUACACUAACGCCCAAAACGACAGCAACCACGCCAAAAUUCUACAAGAAACAACAGCCACACCCAUGACCACGCCCCAUACUCCCACGCCCACAACCACACACCAUGAGUACAUAUUCAAUAAUUUGGAGUUGUGGUUUAACAAGAGCGAGCUACUUGGGUUUGUGAAUAACUCGUACACUUCAGAAAAGAUCUUGCGUCAUAAAUAAGCUCGAGAUAUGAUCGAUCCGGUUGAUAAAGUAUCAAUUGAGUUGAGUAAUCUAGAUGAGAAUAUUAUUUUAGAGGAGGGGAAAUCUUCCAAGCUCAAGGAAGAUGGAGGACAUAGAAGUACAAGUAGUGCUGCAGCAAAAGGGUCAAAACUGGAGAAAGUUGUUAUUAACGCAUAUCAGAUUCAUCAUCAGCCAAAAAUAUUCCUUCCAAAGUGGGAUAUCAUAUUUACAGUAGCAUCUGCAUUUGCUGUGUUCGUUGAUCCUUUGAGCUGCUACGUUCCCGUCAUCAUCGAAGAUAGCACGUGCUACUAUUGGGACCAAACCUUGAUGUGGACAUUUUUCGCCUUACGAUCAGCCGGUGAUCUAUUUUAUGCAACGGACAUUUUCGUUUUCAUAAAGCGGCGUCGCGGCAAUGUUAAUGCCAAGCCAUUUGGGACCUCCUGGAUAAAGUUUUUUGGCGGUCCUCAUUCCACAAUUUGCAAGGUGUUGAAUGGCCAGAAAUCACUUAGGUUCAUAGGCAUUCUACCUCGCAUUUGUGCUGCUCUUCCUAUUCUACAGGCAAUCAUACUUGUUGGAAAAUAUACAAACCUUAUUAAAACGUACCAUCAGCUAUUUUAUCUAAUUCCAAUCCAAUAUACUCUACGGGCUUAUAACCUCUACCAAUGGCUCGAUCAGCAUGCUAACAUAGAGACGGCAGUAAAAAGAUUUCUUAAAGCUGCUCUGGACUUCCUUCCAUUCAUCCUUGCUGCUCAUCUAUUCGGAGCCUUGUGGUACUUUUUUGCUGUGGAACGAAAGAUAGUUUGUUGACAGGAGCAUAUAUGUGAAUUUGAAGAUAUAUGUGGGGAAACAGUUGAAUAUUUCUUCUAUUGCAGUAGAUUCA
Messenger RNA from Prunus mume (Japanese apricot), 1287 nucleotides. NCBI's taxonomy places the organism in Eukaryota, Viridiplantae, Streptophyta, Magnoliopsida, Rosales, Rosaceae. The record is from RefSeq and is a predicted model, not a curated record.